Molecule: messenger RNA, 675 nt
Organism: Funneliformis caledonium
Lineage: Eukaryota; Fungi; Glomeromycota; Glomeromycetes; Glomerales; Glomeraceae
Source: the annotation of a GenBank genome assembly
AUGUUUCAACAACCUGUCAGUUAUCAACAUACAAAACAAGAAACGGGAACAAUGUCGCUCAGCGAUAGGUUCACUUUAAUUAAAUUGCAAAAACGUGAUAUUUCUAAUGAUAAAUCGGUUAAUCGAAAAUGGAACCGGGAAAAACUUCAAAAGAACUUCAGGGUUGGACAAGGAAUAGAAAGUCGAUCCGUCUUUAGUCGAAUCGGUGCCGUCACAUCAUCUACAUUUUCUAUCAACCAUAAAAAUCUAAAUGGAUGUAUGAAUACGGAAGAGAUUCAGGAUUUCGGAUCAAUUAUUGAUGUUGGAAAUAAGAAAAUGAAUGGAAAUAGAUCAAAUCAUGUAGAUUUUAAUUCAAACCUUUUUGUCAUUCAUGAAGAAGAUGGUACGUAUUCUGAAUUAAAGUUGGAAUUUGAAGAAGAUAAUAAGGAAAAAGUAGAGGUUUUGGCACCUAAUUUUCAACUUGAUCCAGCAACAAAGAGAAUAUCAAGGAUAUUACCAAAGAAAAGAAAGUUUACUGUGGAUAUAAAUGAACUCGAUAGAGAACUUGAAGAAUAUAUGAUUGCGGCACCUCGCAAAACACCUCCCAUUCCUCCUCCAGAUAUAAAGAAUAAUAUAGAUGAUGAUUUAAUCGAUCUGAUCGACUUUGAUAUUGAUUUUAUGGACAUGGAUGCAUGA